Knipowitschia caucasica is the source of this 249-nucleotide messenger RNA. The record is from the annotation of a GenBank genome assembly. NCBI's taxonomy places the organism in Eukaryota, Metazoa, Chordata, Actinopteri, Gobiiformes, Gobiidae.
AUGACAGUGGGGCGGUUGUGGGUUCGAGCCCACAGCGAGACCUUCUCCACCGACUCCAUUGAUGUCUGCUGUCAUUGUGUCCUUGGGAAAAAAGAGUCUGGAGAGAUAUAUCACAGGAGGGAGAGGAAGAGGACGAGGAGGGGGCCAUGUGCUGGGAACACAGGGAAGAUGCAGAAGGAGAAGGAUCGAUUGGUGAGGAGAGAGGAGGGCUGCUUUCUCCUGGGUCCUGCUAUGUUUCCCAUUAUGUAA